This is a messenger RNA of Bursaphelenchus okinawaensis, 1124 nucleotides long. NCBI's taxonomy places the organism in Eukaryota, Metazoa, Nematoda, Chromadorea, Rhabditida, Aphelenchoididae. The record is from the annotation of a GenBank genome assembly.
AUGCUUUUGUUCUCAACGGAUUCGGAUCAAACCUUGGCAGGCGGUUGGGAAAUUGUGAAAAAAAGUUUUAAAAAUUGGGAAAUUUAAAGUUUUUUGAUGACUUUUAAAUAAAAAAACUUUUUUUGAUUGAUUUUUUAGAAUAAAAAUGUUUUAUUAUUAAUAUUAUCAUGCUUGAGGUUGUAUAUUGAUUAUGUUUAAUUUCAGCACCGCCAGCCAACACAGAAGAAACUCAAAAUUUACCAGUCGAACAUCCGGAAGAGGCCAAUAUUGAGAAGGGCUACGAGAAGUAAGAAGACUUUGAAGUAUUAUUUGCUUUUUGAAAUUUUGAAUUUACUCUUACAGUAAGAAAAUGGGGAUCUUUUUGAAAAUGGGGUUUGUUGUAUAUGCAACUAGUAACGGGGUGGUAUUUUUGGUAUAUGGAGGAGGUUAACAAUUUAUGUGGUUUUUUUGUACGGCGAAAGGGAGUCGAGUGCGAAAGGUAGAGUAGAGUGAAGGAGAAGUAUUGAAUAUCCUAGAUUGGGGUAGAGCAGCUUAAACUAUUUAGUUUAGAAUGAGAUGAUUUAAGGUAGGGUCGAACCAGAAAGACAGGACAGUUUAGGAUAAUGUAGAACAGGCUAAGAUACUGUAAUUUAUAAGUUAAAAAGGUAAAGUUGAGCUAUUGAAUAAUUUACGGUAGGGCGGAGCCGUUUAAAGUAGUGUAGGUUGAGGUACGGAAGGUUAGAGUAGAGAGAAGGAGAGCUAUCGGGAAUGGUAGGACAUCUCUACUCUACAGGGUAGUGUAGGGUAGGGUAGAGUAGGGUAGGGUAGGGUAGGGUAGGGUAGGGUAGGGUAGGGUAGGGUAGGGUAGGGUAGGGUAGGGUAGAGUAGGGUAGGGUAGGGUAGGGUAGGGUAGGGUAGGGUAGGGUAGGGUAGGGUAGGGUAGGGUAGGAUAGGGUUGGGUAGGAUAUGGUAGGGUAGAGUAAGGUAAAGUAACAUCAUUAUAAUGGAUAGACUUUAAAAUCAAAAUUUAUUUUUGAAAAUUCAGAGACGAAGAGAAAGAAAUCAACCAGAACAUUGAAAGGCCAUACAAACGUGGCCAUGAUAACGAGAAUUCAGAUGUUUCGGCCAAGAAGCUGGCAGUCUAA